Physcomitrium patens is the source of this 2393-nucleotide messenger RNA. Its product is annotated as peptidyl-prolyl cis-trans isomerase CYP40. NCBI's taxonomy places the organism in Eukaryota, Viridiplantae, Streptophyta, Bryopsida, Funariales, Funariaceae. Gene Ontology annotation, molecular function: cyclosporin A binding; peptidyl-prolyl cis-trans isomerase activity; protein binding. Gene Ontology annotation, biological process: protein folding; protein peptidyl-prolyl isomerization. The record is from RefSeq and is a predicted model, not a curated record. Gene Ontology annotation, cellular component: cytoplasm.
CGGAGGCGUGUGUUGCUUUUUGUCGUGUUUGUUUGUCGCUAUUUUGUAAUUUUUAUAUUUUCGUAUUUCGGCGUAGUACAGGCUAUUCUAUUCGUAUCAUCAUCGAUCUGUCGGGUUCGAAGAUUCUCGGAGCCGCAGGGAAAGGGGGCGGGAUUCGUCGAGAGGGUUCCAUUCCGUUAGCGUGCUGGCUGGCUGGCCCCAAGGCGAGGUUGGUAUUGAUAGGAUGCCACAAUACCUGGCGGCGGUUAUAAUUUUUGCUGCGAAUUUUCGGGGGAUGUGCAAAGUACGCACGUAAUCGAGGAGGAGGAGGAAGAGCAGGAAUCCGCUCAGAUUCACUCUCAUCGUGUCUUUGCUGCUGCUUCGAAGUUUUGGUUUGUUAGAAGGUGAUCUGGAUAGUUCGUUUUUUUCAGUAAGUUUUUGUAGUGGUGAGCGCUGCUGCAACUGAUGUGGUGUGUGUAGCCUAGAGUUGAAUUUCAUAUAUCUGUGGGUUUUGUUGAUCGGCCUUUCCAGUUGGUUAGAAUCUGGAACCCUAGCUCGUCGGUUAGUUUAGAGUUUCGUGGGAGCGUGGAAGUUGGUAGUGCGUUAUUUAUUUAUUUAUUUAUUUAUUUGUAAUUUUUGUUUUUGGUGUUUCGGUUUUUUGGAUUAUGGUUUUUGGAAUUUGAGUGUGCGAGGGAAUCCUUUGAGGGAGAAGAAACAGCGCAGUGUGUUGCGGGUUGCAGCGGCUCGUUGCUUCAAGGUGCUCUUGGUUAGUUGCGGGUGCAGGAAGUAGUGUGGAGUGCAGUUGACUGGGUGAAGGAGUUUGUUAAGCAUCGUACAACGUGAUCCCUUUCCGUCCACAAGCAUGAGCGCGGAGACCGCAGCCAUGGAGUCCAGGAACCCGAAGGUGUUUUUUGAUAUCAGUAUUGGCGGCGAUAUGGAAGGUCGGAUCGUAUUCGAGCUUUUCGCGGAUGUUGUACCGAAAACUGCUGAGAAUUUUCGCGCCCUGUGCACGGGAGAGAAAGGCAUCGGGAAAAUCUCUGGGCGCCCCUUGCAUUACAAAGGCGCCGUUUUUCAUAGGGUAAUAAAAGGCUUCAUGAUCCAAGGGGGAGAUUUUGAGAAUGCAAAUGGAACUGGUGGCGAGUCUAUAUACGGCAAGACUUUUGAUGAUGAAAACUUUCAAAUGAAGCAUGAACGGAAGGGUAUGCUGUCUAUGGCGAAUGCUGGUCCAAACACCAAUGGAUCCCAGUUUUUUAUUAUUACUAAUCGAACUCCACAUCUCGACGGAAAGCAUGUCGUGUUCGGAAGAAUUUUGAAGGGCAUGGGAAUCGUGCGCUCCAUUGAGCACCAGCCAACCGACAGUGCCACCAAUUUACCCUUAAACGAGGUGCGCAUUGUGGACUGCGGUGAACUGUUGGAAGGUGCAGACGAUGGCGUCGUGGGAUUUGCACAAGACGGAGACACAUAUCCUGAUUGGCCUUCCGAUUUGGAUACGCAGCCAGCUGAUGCAGCCUGGUGGGAAACAGCUGUUGGUUCAGCCCGUGCUUUUGGGAAUGAGUUUUUUAAGAAAGGAGAUUACAAGACUGCUCUAAGAAAGUAUCGUAAGGCGUUACGAUAUCUAGAUGUAUGUUGGGAGAAAGAGGAGCUUGAUGAAACAAGAAGCAAUUCACUGCGCAAGAUGAAAUCACUUAUAUUGACCAAUAGUGCUGCUUGCAAGUUGAAACUUCAAGAUCCCCAAGGCGCCUUGACCGAUUGUGAAUAUGCUAUGCAAACCGGAGUUGACAAUGUUAAAGCACUUUUCCGUCAAGGCCAGGCUCAUUUAGCGAUGGGCGAUAUCGAUUCAGCAUUGCUGAGCUUGACUAAGGCCUCUAACAUUGAACCGAAUGAUGCUGGGAUUAGAAGAGAGCUUCUAACUGUUCGGAAAAAGAUCAACGAGAGGAAUGAGAGGGAAAAAAAGUCCUACGCACGAAUGUUCAAAUAGAGGGAUUUUUCAAUUUUGCCAGUGUAUUAGAAGACAGCUUGCAGGUUUUGUCGCUACCUUACAAUGGAAGAUUGAUUUAAAUUUCGCGAAUGCCAGGGGUGCAAUCAGACGCAGAUGCAGAUGCAAGAUGGCUUCACACCAAGUGCGCAGUCACGGAAUUGGCAUACAUGUUGAAGGUUACAUAGGGUUUGUGAUAUCUUUCCAGACUUCGAAAGGCGUCAUGCAUAAGCUGCAUCAUUUAUCAUCUAUGCAAUCAAGUCCCACAUGAUUUUCUUUAUUUCAUCUGGUGAAGCAUUUAUGGCGAAUGAUUAACAUGGCCAUCCUCCUCGAGAGGAUAACAUCAGUUCCUGUUUACGGAAGUUUAGUGCUUGCGAUCUUCAACGUUGGUUGAUGUUCAAGUGAGUCGUGCUUGUGUAAGGAAACUUUGAAAUGUCGA